AUGCAAAUCAGCACAUUGAAGCUCAUCGCCCUUGCGGCUAUGCUCCCAUCCACUCUUGCCUGUUUGGGAUACACUGGCGGUGUGCCAAAGGCUACUACAACCAAGACUAACAGCAAAGUCAUUGAAGUUCCAGCUGGAACCGUUUAUGAUGGCGGUUGGGCCAGAUUUGACCGUGGAAGCGGUGCUUGCAAUGGCCAAGCUGAAGGAGGCGAUGCCGAUGCUGUUUUCUUGCUCAGAAAGGGAGCUACCUUGAGGAACGCCAUCAUUGGAAAGAACCAAGCUGAGGGUGUCCACUGCGAUGGUCCUUGUACUCUUGAGUUCGUCUGGUUUGAGGAUGUCUGCGAAGAUGCUAUUACAGUUAAGAACGACAAGGCUGGAGAACACAGCUGGAUCGUUGGAGGUGGUGCUUACCACGCUAGCGAUAAGGUCGUCCAACAUAAUGGCUGCGGUACCGUCAACAUUAUCAACUUCUACGUUGAAGAUUACGGCAAGCUCUACAGAUCUUGCGGAAACUGCUCCAAGCAAUGCAAACGUAACGUCUAUAUCGAGGGUGUUACUGCUAAGAACGGUGGUGAACUCGCCGGUAUCAACUUUAACUACGGUGAUACCGCCACCCUCAAGAACGUCUGCUCCGACGCCAAGGUUAAAUGUCAGGGAUACACUGGAUGCGCCGGUGGCUGCGAGCCCAAGAAGGCUGGUACUUGCUCCGGUUAA
This is a messenger RNA of Orbilia oligospora ATCC 24927, 714 nucleotides long. RefSeq lists its product as uncharacterized. Lineage: Eukaryota; Fungi; Ascomycota; Orbiliomycetes; Orbiliales; Orbiliaceae. The coding region runs from base 1 to 714 and encodes 237 amino acids. The record is from RefSeq and is a predicted model, not a curated record. Gene Ontology annotation, cellular component: extracellular region. Gene Ontology annotation, biological process: pectin catabolic process. The transcript has 6 exons. Gene Ontology annotation, molecular function: pectate lyase activity.